AUGCUUGCUCGCACCGCCGUACGUGUUGUUGCUCGUGCAGCUCCCAGAGGUUCCCGUGCUUCAUCUGCCGAUGCAGGUGCAGGUGAUUAUUUUGCAAAGCGUGAUGCGGUCAGGGCCCAUGCUGCAGAGGUUACUCAGCUUUGGCGCAGAAUAAGCUUCUUUGUUUGCGUCCCAGCUACCAUUACCUGCGCCCUUUGGGUACGUAAUGUGGAGGCAGAACAUGCCGAACACAUAGAACACAUAAAGGCAGAGCAUGAUGGUCACCUGCCCGACAUCCCUCAGUACGAAUACAUGAACCGUCGUCUCAAGCCUUUCCCUUGGGGUAUGAACUCGCUGUUCUUUAACCCGCAUGUCAAUAAAGAUUUGUCGGAGGAAUGA
This is a messenger RNA of Suillus bovinus, 378 nucleotides long. Its product is annotated as COX6A, subunit VIa of cytochrome c oxidase. Bases 1 to 378 code for a protein of 125 amino acids. Lineage: Eukaryota; Fungi; Basidiomycota; Agaricomycetes; Boletales; Suillaceae. Gene Ontology annotation, molecular function: enzyme regulator activity. Gene Ontology annotation, biological process: mitochondrial electron transport, cytochrome c to oxygen. The transcript is spliced from 5 exons. The record is from RefSeq and is a predicted model, not a curated record. Gene Ontology annotation, cellular component: mitochondrial inner membrane.